Parathielavia appendiculata is the source of this 541-nucleotide messenger RNA. RefSeq lists its product as uncharacterized. The record is from RefSeq and is a predicted model, not a curated record. Lineage: Eukaryota; Fungi; Ascomycota; Sordariomycetes; Sordariales; Chaetomiaceae. The coding region runs from base 173 to 490 and encodes 105 amino acids. The transcript has a single exon.
GUUCGAUUGUCUGAUCAAAACCCUGAUAUAGUCUACAUCGCGCAUUCUCUGAUAUCCUGUCUGCGUGUCACCUGAUACUCCUGAACUGGCCAUUCACGCUGCCUGUAAAUUCAACAGGAUCUGUAAACCUAGCGUAUCACAGAUAUAUUGGGAGCAUCAGCGAUACGGUCUUAUGAUAUUGAUUCUCUGCAGCAAGGCCCGCGAGUGGGGCGACCAGUCAAGGAGCAAGUUAUCCCUUUUCCACUCUCUGCUAUCCGCUUUGGAGAGCGCGGGCCCGAACGCGGCACGUCCCGUCCCGCACCUGUUCAGGUCGCAGCCUCUGACCCCUGGCCCAAGGGCUUGGACAUCGUCACGGAGGGCAUCGAUCCUUCAUGUAUGUUGGGAGCUUGUGCGGUCGGUAAUGCAGGAAGGAAGUCGUUCCCGAAAGAAAUCAGAAUGGAUCAUGUCAGCAGGUUGUUUCGACGAAGACCCUGGAUGGAUCGAUUCGUAGGAGCGAUAUAGUGGGGCUCGUUUGCAGCAGCGGAAAUGAGCGUGGGUGAGA